AUGCGAUCUCUAGGGCUGAUCGGCUUUGGCGCCCCGACAAGUUCUUUCGCCCUUGAACCCGCGAUGACGCUGACGGAUCCCCCCAAAUAUUUAUCGCCUAAGCGCAAACGAGAGCCCUCCGAAUCAGACUACUACAGCCCAUCUGCAUCACCGACAUCAACAGUCUCUAUCGCCAGUCUGCAGGAGGCCCGCAUUCGCGAGGAGGCGGAGCCCGGGAGACAUAGCCCUCGAGCAGCGGUGGCGGGACGGUUUAGAGAAUUGGCAAUUCGUGGAGACCGUUUCCCGGACCCAAGAGCCUCAAAUCGCGACUUCCAGCAACCUCCUACCCUACAGGCAGAGCAGGCAACAUGUGCCUCCGACAGUCACGACCGGAGCCCCAACCAUAUGCCUGAGCCAUUGUCAGAUUAUAGCAGCGACCAGCAUGACGUCCAAGGCCACCAUGUGGCGUUUGAGUCGGCACCACAACGUACACCUACACCUACACCGGACAAUGCAUUGGUCACGCCCGCUUCCACGCCCUCAAAAAGGAGGUCAACUCCAUCUCCACGCAAGAAAAGCGACAUCGCAUCACCUUCUAAGGGUCGCAAGCAGCGAUUAUCCCCUCCGCCUACAGCUGUGCUGCUAGAUAAUCCGUUCACAUGGCAUGAUCAUGAAAUCACGGGACACAACCCGACUGAUCCAACCGACGAUGGCUACGGAAUCAACGGCGUCGGUUUCAAGCCAACCGCAGCCAUUGCUUGGGCACGUUCCCAGAAACGACAGCGCCAGGUCGCCGAAUGGAAGUCCCGCGAAGCACGAGAGGCACGAGAGAAGCGACGAGAAAGAAGGAAUGAAGGCUCUAGCCUGGACCGACUUCACAGCAUACACAAAGGCGCCAUUCAGAAACGAGUCAAGUUCGAUGUUCAAGACAGACAAUGA
Messenger RNA from Penicillium canariense, 918 nucleotides. RefSeq lists its product as uncharacterized. The coding region runs from base 1 to 918 and encodes 305 amino acids. Lineage: Eukaryota; Fungi; Ascomycota; Eurotiomycetes; Eurotiales; Aspergillaceae. The transcript has a single exon. The record is from RefSeq and is a predicted model, not a curated record.